CUUUCUCACAAAGUAAAGUCUUGAUUUGUUUAAUCUCCAUCUCAUCUCAUCUCAUCUCAUCUCAUCACAUUAUUACAAACAAACCCAAGAAAUUCUUAGAAGAGAAAGUUAGGUUGGAAAGAGAUCCAAUUCUAGAUGGGAUUUGUGAGUUUUCUCAAGAUGGGUUUGAAGUGCUUCUUCGAUUUUCUUGCUUGGCCUCUCUUUGCUCUGGUCUGUCCUCUAUAUGCCUCAGUAUGGGCAAUCGAGAGUAAUUCCAACUCGGACAUGCGAAAUAUUGUGGCUUAUUGGAUUGUUUUCUCUUUGAUUUCUCUCUUCGAGCUUGCUUUUGUGAAACUCAUUGAGUGGCUUCCAUUCUGGCCUUACAUGAAGCUAAUGGCCAUUUGUUGGUUAGGCCUACCCCACUUUAAUGGUGCUUGCUAUGUUUAUGAGUGCCUUAUUCGUCCGUGUUUAUCUGUGAAUCCACAAGGAGUUAUCAGACAGUUUGUCAAACACAAGGAGAACGUAUCUCUCAAUGCAGAAAGCUUUCUAGCUGUGGCAGAGAUGUAUGUUAAAGAGAACGGAUCUGAAGCUUUGGAGAAACUCAUCGACAGAAAGUCCAAUCAUACAAUGCCAAAGAUUGAUGUGGAAGAGAUCAAGGCAAUAACAAAUACGGUAGCAAAAGAAACAGUUGAGACAAAAGAAAUGGCUGCAGCAAUUCAGUCCAAAUUCAAGGAGCCUAAUGUUGCCAACAAGGAUGCCAAAACAGUGGAACCAAAGGAGAAAAUUCUUGCAGCUUCAACACAAUGGUCCAAAUUCAAAGAAUUUGCUGUUGCUAAGGAGAAUGCCAAAGCAGAAGAACUGAACGAGAAAAAUUCCACAACUGCAACAGAACAGGUUAAGUGUGUUGAAGAGCCAAAUCUUUCUCAAACUGAGAAGAGAACAGUUACCUCUAUUAAAAUUGAGGAAAAGACCGUGAUAGAAGAUGUUAGAGAGAACGAAGUUGAGGAGGUACCUGCUGUCGCAGCUGGUGGUGGAGAGAACAAAGUUAAGGAGAGACCUGCUUCAGAGAAUGUUCAGAAAGAGUGGACGUGUGCUGUAUGUCAGGUGACGACCUUGUGUGAAGAAAACUUGAAGUCUCAUCUUCAGGGGCGAAGACACAAAUCCACUUGUGCAGAGCUGAAAGCAAUCAAGCAAGCAAUCAAGCUAGCAAACAAAAACAAGGGCUGCCCGUCUUCAACAGCCAAUCAGGAGCCCCAAAAGCCCAUUGCUGGUGAUUGGAUAAACCAAAAUAAAAGUAAGAAACAAGUGGACAUCGCACAAGUGAACCGGAUUAUUGAGCAACGCAAACAGAAAGAAGUAAAGAACACUACUGGGUAUGGGGUGAACAAGUCUAAAUUAUGUUGCUUUAUCUGUAAUGUUAAGUGCCCUGGUGAGGUUCAUAUGGUUUCUCACCUUAAUGGGAAGAAGCACUUGUCCCGGGUUCAACAUAUAGUGGAUUCUUUGGGUGGAGCAGAUUAAUAGGAUCAUGGAGGCAGUUUAGUAUUUCAUCCCAACAAGACUAGCAUACCUGCAGAAGAAAUUAAACAUUGACAUGGUUGUUUCUACUAAUGAUUUUGUGGUUUUCAGUUCCAGCUUUUUUUGGGGUCAUAUCUGUCUCGACUAGAUAAUGUAUACAAAUGGGAUGUUAUGUAUUUUGGAACAGCUGUACGAUUUAAAUAGAUUUUUAUGUGGCCAGUCUUUGAUUUAAGUAA
This is a messenger RNA of Camellia sinensis, 1730 nucleotides long. RefSeq lists its product as uncharacterized. The record is from RefSeq and is a predicted model, not a curated record. Lineage: Eukaryota; Viridiplantae; Streptophyta; Magnoliopsida; Ericales; Theaceae.